This is a messenger RNA of Folsomia candida, 1209 nucleotides long. Its product is annotated as aldose reductase-related protein 2. NCBI's taxonomy places the organism in Eukaryota, Metazoa, Arthropoda, Collembola, Entomobryomorpha, Isotomidae. Gene Ontology annotation, molecular function: aldose reductase (NADPH) activity. The coding region runs from base 142 to 1143 and encodes 333 amino acids. Gene Ontology annotation, cellular component: cytosol. The record is from RefSeq and is a predicted model, not a curated record. The transcript has 9 exons.
GUUCGUAAAAAUCAUGUGCCUUGUCAUUGCGAACAUGACCAACAUUUUUGGACAUGAAAUAGUCUGUACUCGGGACUCGUACCUACAAUUUUUACUGGUCAACACUUUAUUCGGAACUUUGACUCUCCAAGAGCAAUAAUUAUGGAUCAUCAUUAUGUGAGAUUAGCAAGUGGCCAUAAAAUGCCAUUAGUGGGACUUGGGACUUGGCAAGCCAAGGAUCAAGAUGAAGUAGAAAUAGCUCUGAACGAAGCGCUUAGAGCUGGAUAUCGCCACAUUGAUACUGCUUACAUGUAUGAAAACGAGAAAUGCAUUGGAAAAGUUCUACGAGAAUGGCUCGAUUCUGGACGUGUACAACGAGAAGAAUUGUUCAUUGUCACAAAGCUCCCUUGGAUUGGGAUUCACCCUGAUCGUGUUCCCCAUUUUUUGAAAAAGUCCUUGGAAGCUCUCCAAUUGGAUUACGUGGAUCUAUAUUUGAUUCACUCUCCAUUGGGCUUGCAAUACGUUAGUGACACCGAUACAUGGCCAACCAACAAGGACGGUGAAACUUUGCUGGAUAUGAAAACAGAUUUGGUAGCAACCUGGAAAGCAAUGGAGAAAGAGGUUGAUGCAGGUCACGCAAAGUCCAUCGGAGUUUCUAAUUUUGAUGAAGAUCAGGUUGAAAGAAUUGUGAAAAUUGCAAGAAUUCCAAUAUCAAACAUUCAGGUGGAACUACAAAUCUACUUGCAGCAGAAACCCUUACGCAAGGUUUGUCUUAAGCAUAACAUAUCGGUGUGUUCAUAUGGCAGUCUUGGGAGCCCAGGGCGCAAGGAGGCUUGGGAAAAAUAUGGAAUGAAAUAUGAAGAUCCAGGUAUACUGAAUAAUCCCGUGGUUAAAUCGAUAGCUGAACACCACAAUAAAACAACUGCACAAGUUGGACUUCGAUUUCUUGUGCAAGAAGGAAUAAUUGUAAUUCCAAAAAGCACAAACCCUCAGCGACUUAGAGAAAACAUAGACAUUUUCAACUUUGAAUUAACAAACAAUGAGAUGGUUCAACUAAGAGCAUUGGACAAAAAUGGGAACGAAGGUCGUUUCUUUGCAUUUGACAACAUCAAAGGAGCUCAGGACCAUCCAGAAUGUCCAAACUUCGCCAAAUUGUCAAAGUAAAUGGAUAUUUUUUCAUGUAUUUAGAACUAUAUCGAGUACAUAAAUAAAUAUUAGAGCACACAUUUA